This is a messenger RNA of Solea solea (common sole), 6514 nucleotides long. It is a transcript of the gene sh3rf1, whose product is annotated as SH3 domain containing ring finger 1. Gene Ontology annotation, molecular function: protein binding. The coding region runs from base 442 to 2997 and encodes 851 amino acids. The transcript is spliced from 12 exons. NCBI's taxonomy places the organism in Eukaryota, Metazoa, Chordata, Actinopteri, Pleuronectiformes, Soleidae. The record is from RefSeq and is a predicted model, not a curated record.
CGGCGGCGGCAGCGGCGGCAGAGCAGGAGAAGCGGUGCUAACAUGGCGCUCACUGCGGACUCUGCGCACUCUGUGCCCGUGUUUUCUGUCGUGUUCUCAUCACUGGCGCUUUUAUUUUAACACCUGACCUAGUUAACUUCACCACACACGUCCCCCGAAGUCAAACUCAGGCGUUUGUCCGCGGAAUAUUCCAGAUAAAGUGCCUUGUAGACUCCGGGAAUCUCGCUAACUUCUAACGUUAGCAAAGAGGCAGGAGGAGGAGAAAAGAAUUGGGAGAUACGGAGCAACAAGAGGAGGAGGACGAGUAGGAGCUGAUGCAGAUGCGAUGGCCACGGUCGAGGUAUGGGAGUAACGUGACGGCUCUGAUUCUGAUUCCGAACUAAAAAACCUCAGCUGUGCCAUGUUCCUCUGCUGAAGCCGAGGGGGCAGAACACACGGAGAAUGGACGAGUCAGUCUUGUUGGACUUGCUGGAGUGCCCCGUUUGUCUGGAGCGGCUAGACGCCUCGGCCAAGGUUCUUCCCUGUCAGCACACCUUCUGUCGCAGAUGCCUUCAGGGAAUCCUGGGCUCGCGGGGGGAGCUGCGCUGCCCCGAGUGCCGCACUUUGGUUGAGUGUGCCGUGGACGAACUUCCCAGCAACAUCCUCCUUGUGCGCCUGCUGGACGGCAUCAAGCAGAGGCCUCGCAGGCCUGGACCUGGACCUGGAGUCUGCACCAACGGUACGCCUGGAGCUGUGGCCAGAACUCAUGGCAGAGAGCAGGGCAACAACCGAGAGCAGACCAACCCAGGAGCACAACCACAGAGAGCCCAGGCCAAGAACUCACUCGUCAGGACGGUGCCUCAGCUGCCUUGUGCUAAAGCUCUGUACAACUACGAUGGCAAGGAACCAGGCGACCUCAAGUUCACCAAGGGUGACAUCAUCAUCCUGCGCCGGCAAGUGGACGAGAACUGGUUCCACGGCGAGAUGGGCGGAGUCCACGGCUUCUUCCCCACCAACUUUGUCCAGGUCCUCAAACCGCUGCCUCAGCCGCCGCCUCAGUGCAAAGCUCUGUACGACUUUGAGCUCAAAGACAAAGAGGCCGACAAGGACUGUCUGCCCUUCUCCAAGGACGACAUCCUGACUGUGAUCCGCAGAGUGGAUGAAAACUGGGCAGAGGGAAUGCUGGGAGAUAAAAUUGGAAUUUUCCCCAUCUCGUAUGUGGAGUUCAACUCAGCAGCUCGUCAGCUCAUCGAGUUAGACAAACCCUCAGACUCUGGUGGAGACUCUGGUGAGGGGGCCUCCUCCUCCUCCUCAUCGGGGCCCCAGAGCAAUGGCGCCCAGCGAGCAGGGGAGAAGAAGAACAGUAAGAAGCGACAUUCCUUCACCUCUCUCACCAUGUCUCACAAGCCCGUGCUAGCUCCGCCCCCUCAGCGUCACUCCAUGGAGAUCAGUGGGCCGGUCCUCAUCAGCUCCAGCAACCCGACGGCAGCCGCACGCAUCGGAGAGAUGAGCGGGGGUCUGUCCUGCAGCGCGCCUUCACAGGUACACAUUUGCACAACUGGACUAAUUGUGACCCCGCCCCCUAGUAGCCCUGUUACCACAGCAACGGUCUUCACGUUCCCCUCAGAGACGAGCUUCACAUCCAUACCAGUGGAUGCUCUCCCACCUCCCCCGCCUCCUCCCCCACAAUCCUCUGCCAGUGGAGCGGCGUACUCGUUGGCUGCCGGUCAGAGACCCUCCCCGAGCAUAAGUGACCAAAGUGGGAGACAAAGACCCACAGUAUAUGUGGCCAUGUUCCCCUACACUCCACGUAAGGAUGACGAGCUGGAGCUGAGGAAGGGAGAGAUGUUCCUGGUGUUGGAACGCUGUCAGGACGGCUGGUUCAAGGGCACGUCCAUGCACACGGGAAAGAUCGGAGUCUUCCCCGGGAACUACAUGAGUCCAGUCAGCAGGACAACGUCAGGCAGCACGCAGCCUAAAGUACCCAUGAGUCUUUGCACUCAGGCGGGCCGAGGCGUCAGCGUCGUCAGCCCGUCGUCGGCUCCCCUCGGUGCCGGUGUUUUGGGACCGGACUUGAACAAACCCGUGGCUGUGUGUUCCAGCGCCGCUCCUGCCAGCUCCCAGCCUGCCGCCGUGGUAGUGACGGCGGUUCAGACGGCCACGGGCCAGCAGCCCAAAGUGCCGCAGCACGUCAACUCCCAGAUGACUGUGAAUCAGGCUCGCAACGCGGUCAGGACAGCUGCGUGUCACAGUCAGGAUCGGACCGCGGUGGCGACACCUGUCCAGUCUGCUUCACCCGCGUCUUACGUGCCUCACCUCUCCGUGUGCUCGCAGUCCUUGUCCACCUCCGCUCAGGGUUGUGCCCGCGCCGGAGCAGCGAUGGGCUGUGCCGCCACUUCUCUGACCCCGCCCAACGUCAGCGCUGCGUCACUGGAGGGCGACGCCCCUAGACCCGCGCCUGUACUCGCCGUAUCUGUCGGGAACGGCUGUGCCGCUAACGCCGCGACCAACAGUUCAGCUUUGUCCUGCAGACUCGACAAAGACGUCAAGAGAGAAAAGAAAAGUCUUCUGAAGCUCUUGUCCUCCAACAAGAAGAAGUCUCGUUCUUCACCGCCCUCGUCUCCGACUCUUGAAGCAGAACAGGCUGCAGCUGGAGAGGUUCUUCACGACGCCUCUGUCAACUGCCUCGAGCAUGAUCCUGCUGCUGCCUCCUCCUCCUCAGCCUCAGACUCCUCCCAUCGGAAGAACAGUCCUCUGGACAUUUGUGCUCCCAUUGCUCCUCCCCCUCGCCAGCCCUGCUCCUCCCUCUCGUCUCAGCAGCACGACGCACGGCCCAUCAUCUGUGAGAGGUACAGGGUUGUGGUGUCGUAUCCUCCACAGAGCGACGCCGAGCUGGAGCUGAAGGAAGGCGACGUCGUGUUUGUUCACAGGAAGCGCGAGGACGGCUGGUUCAAAGGCACGCUGCAGAGGAACGGCAGGACCGGACUGUUCCCCGGCAGCUUUGUGGACAGCAUCUAAAAUCAAAGACAGAGUGAUGACCACAGGCCUCUGUCUGUCUGUGUGUGUGUGUGUGUGUCUGUGUCUGUGUGUUUAAAGGGACAGUUCAGCUUAUAUGAGGUACAGACUCACACAAAAGUCACUCUCACUGAAAACAUGGCUGCUCAUAGCGGAAGUAAAAAGUGGAUUUUAGAUGCUUAACAAAACCUUCAUCUCAUAAAAUCCACACUAGAUGUUAUCGAUGUCAUCACCUGAUCAAUUAUUAUUGAUAGUUGUAGCAAAAACUGUCAAACAAUUAAAGCCAAAAAGAGUGAAAACGAUACUGUGACUUGCUGAUAUUGUGAUGUAUCACAAUUUCUCCUCCACCUCCAGGGGUGCUAAUGUGUAUACAUAUUAUAAUCGAAUGAUAUCUUCUGUUUCUCACAAACCACUCACUCUCCCACACCAAAGUCCACAGAGGAAACCAGUGAUUUUAACAUCACACACACACACACACACACACACACACACACACACACACACUGCUGCCUCCAUCACUAAGUUAAAAUGUCUUAUUUUGUCAAAUUCAGCAUUUGAAAUAUUUCAUUUAGACUUAACUCAGUGACACAAAGUGACCUCACGAGGCAGCAGAGGAGCAGCAGCUCCUGUGCGGGAGAGUGAGUGGUUUCCUGUUCCAACAUAAAGUCGGGAUCGUGUUCUUCAUCAGUCUGAGUAAAACCUCGGAGUCUCAGGCUGAACUUUCCCUUUAAACAGAAGAGUAGUGAGGUCAGAACCACCAGACUGAGCCAGAACCCAGUGUGGUUCUCAUCUCCGGUGACUCAGCGGAGAACAGGAGAAUUCAGACGAGCACACGACUCAUACCAACUUUUCUUUCUUUUCUCUUUUUUGUUCGUAACAUUUCAGCUGUUGUACGUGUGCCUUGUACUGUUCCUCACUUUAUUGUACGUACGGACACAGAGAUGAUUAGUCCUAAAACAACCGAUAUGAACUCUUGAGAGAGAUGUUUAACUUAUUUCUUAUUUCAUUAUUUUCUUUCUUUUAUUUUGUAGUGAACACAUUAAGGGGUUAAACUGGCCAAUGCCUUAUGAUCACAGGUGACAUGACUGUUGUUUCACUCACCAUCAUCACCAUCAUCAUCAUCUGUGCUACAACAGCAGGAAAGACGAGAACGUCCUCGUUCCAGAGCUACAACGUCGUCCACAGAAGAUCGCAACGUCGCACAUGUGAUGACAUGGGCGACAAAUCACAGCCAACGUGGGCGUCGCCAAAUCAAAGCCGACAUGGGCGUCACCAAAUCACAGCCAACAUGGGUGUCGCACAUGGUAAUAAUCUUUCUCUGGAGCGUCUGUGAUCAAAUAUUUGACAUAAAAACUUGUUCUGUUUACAUCAACACUAAACUUCACUUUAAAGGUCCAGUGUGUCAGAAUUAGUGGGACUUUCUGUGUUUCCUCGUGAGCGAGCGUUCACACCUCGUGUGCGAGCGUUCACAACUGCCGUUUAAUUGUGAGUGAGCGUUCACACCUCGUGAGCGAGCGUUCACACCUGGCGUUUCCUCGUGAGCGAGCGUUCACACCUCGUGUGCGAGCGUUCACAACUGCUGUUUAAUUGUGAGUGAGCGUUCACACCUCGUGAGCGAGCGUUCACACCUGGCGUUUCCUCGUGAGCGAGCGUUCACACCUCGUGUGCGAGCGUUCACAACUGCCGUUUAAUUGUGAGUGAGCGUUCACACCUCGUGAGCGAGCGUUCACACCUGGCAUUUCCUCGUGAGCGAGCGUUCACACCUCGUGUGCGAGCGUUCACAACUGCCGUUUAAUCGUGAGUGAGCGUUCACACCUCGUGAGCGAGCAUUCACACCUGGCGUUUCCUCGUGAGCGAGCGUUCACACCUUGUGUGCAAUAGUUCACACCUUGUGUGCAAGAGUUCACACCUUGUGUGCAAGAGUUCACACCUGGCGUUUCACACCUCGUCUGCGAGCAUUCACACCUGGCGUUUCCUCGUGAGCGAGCAUUCACACCUGGCGUUUCCUUGUGAGCGAGCAUUCACACCUGGCGUUUCCUCGUGAGCGAGCAUUCACACUUGGCGUUUCCUUGUGAGCGAGCGUUCACACCUCGUGUUUCCUUGUGAGCGAGCAUUCACACCUGAAUCUUACAAACCUCAAACCUGUCUUUUAUUUUAGCGUAGUUUCAUAAUUUUUUUUUUCUAUGUCUAUCUGUUUUUUUUCGUUUGUGCAUUUUUGCUCGAGUAAAACUUAUUUGGACGAGAACAACUGAAGCAUGACGCGGUGAUUCAAGAAAAGUCUUAACAUUGAAUAUGAAUGAAAUCAAAUUUUUGGUGUGAACGCAUAGUACAUUUUCUACGUACGCUCCGUGUUUAAAAAGAAAUGAAAAAAAAAACAAUCAUGAAUCACUCCACAGAAAAUCACUUUGUUUUCUUAAUUUUUUUUCUGGUUAUUUUAUACAUUUCGUCUUUUGUGUUAAAUGUCGUAAAGACUUGAAUUACUGUACGAUUUUUCUUAAUGUUUAGAGCAGAACAGUUCGUAGUUUUGUUCAAAUUCACGUUUUCUUUUUUGAUCGGUACCGUAAAUGACUGACGUGAGCGUAUGAGUUGUGCCAGAUUUAGCUUUGAUGAUGAAUUUAUGAACUGAAUUGGAACCAGAUUUUUGUCUUAUUUGUGUGUUUUGUUAUUGGCGGGAAAAAUACUGUAACUGCUGGAAAACGUUAAAUGGUACGAAUCACUGUUGUUUUUACUCCGUCACGUGACACUUUUGAAAUGUAUCGCAAGUUGAAUUUGUAGAAACUUUGGUCAGAAUUAGCCGAGAAUCUGGUGAAUCUGGAGUUUGCUGAAUUUUCGAUAAAUUCACAUCCAAACUUGUGUUUUGAUUCUUCGUGUUUUCUCGCAUCAAACGUGACUCAAAAAUCACGUUUUAUGAGCAGUUUUAAGGCGUAUUCCAGCUAAGUUUGGUAUAAAAGUCUUUCUUUUUUUUCACCUGCUUUUCUCAAAAACCUCAUUAAAUCCAUUAUUAAACAAAGAAAAAGAACAAAUAAACAAGCUAACAGGUCUGUGCUCAUCUGAGAUUGUGUGGUUACCAUGGAAACCGAGGGCGGAACAGAAAUUAAAAACAUUGUGCGACAAAUGUCGAGCUGCGAAGUUUAAAUCACUGUCGGGGCCUUUUUUUUGUGUCUUAGAGCAGAAUUUACCCUGAUGUUUGUUUUCUGUUAUUUUGUUGUUGUCGUCGUCGUGGCGACCACCACGAUGACCUCAGGCUGCUCCUCCCUGUGUCUUUUCAUUUCACUGCUAAGCCUUUAAAAACACGUCAUGUGACUUAAAUGUGACGUGGACUUACUUGACUCUUUGAUUCUGUUUUGUUUGUAGUUUGUUUGUCUGUCUGGAAAAAUGGUGAAAACGAGCUGUUUGGCACAAAACAAACUAAUUAUGUGAAAAAGAUUCUGAAGUAUUUGAGGGGAAAAAAGCACAUUUUGUAAAAAAAUAAUAAUAAUAAAAAAUCUAUAACAAUAAAAGCUAAUGUUUCAAUAUUUCA